Lycium barbarum (goji berry) is the source of this 1297-nucleotide messenger RNA. Its product is annotated as 1-aminocyclopropane-1-carboxylate oxidase homolog 1-like. Bases 96 to 1100 code for a protein of 334 amino acids. Lineage: Eukaryota; Viridiplantae; Streptophyta; Magnoliopsida; Solanales; Solanaceae. The record is from RefSeq and is a predicted model, not a curated record. The transcript is spliced from 4 exons.
CCCUUAUCUUCUACUUGUGACGUCCCUUAUCAUCUACUCCUAUUUUAGAUCUACAGAAUAGGCAAAAGCUUUCAAAAACUCUCCUCUUUACAAAAAUGGUUGACUAUGAUAGAGCAAAAGAGCUCAAGGCCUUCGAUGACACAAAGGCCGGUGUAAAAGGAUUAGUCGAUGCAGGGAUAGUUCAUAUCCCUGAGUUCUUCAUUACACCGGCCGCAAAAGAUGAAUUCAGUCCUAAGAAUCUUGAUUCAUCCUCAGACAUAAACAUUCAAAUCCCAGUUAUAGAUCUUACGGACAUAAAUGAAGAUGAUUUUCAACGUAGGAAAAUUGUUGAAAAAAUUGGAGAAGCGUGUGAGACUUGGGGAUUUUUUCAAGUUGUCAACCAUGGUGUGCCACAACAUGUUAUGGAUGAGAUGAUUCAAGCAGUUCGAAGUUUCAAUGAACAACCAAAUGAGAUAAAGAUGGAGUUUUACUCGAGGGAUAAUUUGAAGAAGGUGAAGUUUAAUAGUAACUUUGAUCUUUAUCAGUCUAAGGCUGCAAAUUGGAGGGAUACACUAGCUUGUGUCAUGGCUCCUAAUCCUCCAAGUAGUGAUGAAUUACCAGAAGCAUGCAGGGAGGAAUUACUUCAAUAUUCUGAGCAUAUUAGAAGGUUGGGCCACACAAUAUUUGAGUUACUGGCAGAGGCACUUGGGCUAAAGCCCAAUCACUUGUUGGACAUGGAGUGUGCAAAAGGCCAUUUCAUUCUGAGUCAUUAUUAUCCACCUUGUCCAGAGCCAAGCAAGACUCUUGGAAUUACAAAGCAUACGGACCCAGAUUUCUUCACUAUUCUUCUACAAGACCAAAUUGGUGGGCUUCAAAUUUAUCACCAAAAUCAAUGGAUUGAUAUUCAUCCAGUGACUGGAGCCCUAGUUGUCAAUCUUGGUGACCUUUUGCAGGUUCUUUCUCUACUAGAGGGACAACUUUUGUCCCCAAGCUUCUCUCAAAUGACAAGUUCAAAAGUGCUGAGCAUAGAGUACUGUCAAAACAUAUUGGGCCAAGGAUUUCAGUUGCAUGCUUUUUCACAACUCAAUUUCAGCCAUUUGAUAAUCUUUAUGGCCCAAUAAAGGAAUUAUUAUCAGAUGAAAAUCCUCCUUUGUACAAAAAAACCACAGUGAGAGAUUAUGUUUCCUAUUACAACUCCAAUGGACUUGGAGCUCGCCCUCCACUUCUCCAUUUAAGACUCUAGGAUUUUCAAAGUAGAUUAUGUAUGAUAUGCUUUGAAUACUGAAUCAUUUUUGAAUAAAAAAGAAGCUUGGAAAUA